Linum trigynum is the source of this 4059-nucleotide messenger RNA. The record is from the annotation of a GenBank genome assembly. Lineage: Eukaryota; Viridiplantae; Streptophyta; Magnoliopsida; Malpighiales; Linaceae.
AUGUAUUCAAGAGGCAGUGGGUAUGGGCAGCAAGCUUAUGGCGGACAGUCGAGCUACGCACAAAGUUUAGGAAACAACUACACUGGUAGUUCUGUUGGAGGAGCUGAUUCAACUUCUCAGCAUUCCUUGGCUUCUAGACAUCUGAGUGGCUCUCAAGAAGCAAAUCUCGGUGGGUACAAAAGCUCAGUUUCAGGGUACGGGGGGCAAUAUGCGGGUGUCUACGGUUCAGCUGGUGUGAGCACUACCCAACCGGUGACCUCGGUAAGUAGCAAGGGGAGUGGGCCAUCCGCUUUGGAAGGUCGUAGUGGCUAUUCACCUAAAUUUGUAGCUGGUGAGUAUGUUCCCUUGUCAAGCCAUGCAUACAGUCACAAAACUGAGCAAUUAUAUGCAGACAAGCUUAGUGAUUACACUGGCAUAGACCGAAGACAUUAUGGUGAACGACAUAGUUCAUAUAUUGGUAGGGAUUUGCAAACUGAUCCAGCAUCCAGAUAUGUAGACAAUGUUGGCUUUGGUCAUCAGACUGAGAGAUAUGAACGUGGGGAUCAGUCGUCGAUUCUCCGACAAGGACAACUGUUAAAGUCACAGUCAAUGCAUUCUUCGUCGCUUGAUGGAGGUGCCAGACAAAUCGAUUACCUUGCAGCAAGAGGUGCUGCUGCUAGCCGUCAUCUGAAACAGGAUCUUGUUGUGUCUUAUGGAGGAGGAAGAGGGGAUGCUGAUCCUCGAGGCUCCUCAAUUCUUAAUAAUGCUUCUUAUAACGGACAACAACAUGCUUCAUCCAUACUAGGGGCAGCUCCACGAAGAAGCGUCGAUGAUCUUCUAUAUUCUCAAAGUUUAUCGAACCCAGGCUAUGGUGUUAGCCUCCCUCCUGGUAGAGAUUAUGGUUCAGGAAAAGGGCCGCUGCAUGGAGCAUCACUAGAGCCAGAGUAUCGUCCUCUUCAUCCAAGGCUCGAUGAUCGAAGGGAUGAAAGAGCCGGUUAUCUUCGGGAGUUUGAGCUGCGUGAGGAGGAAUGCCGUCGAGAGUUCUUGCGCGAGAGGGAAAAAGAAAGGGAGAAGGAACGAGAGAGGGAAAGAGAGAGGGAAAGGGAGCGUGAACAUGAAAGAGAACGGAGGCGUGAUAGGGAGCGGAUGGUGGAGCGACGGGAGAAGGAAAGGGAGCGGAAGCGCGUAGUUGAGAUUAGACGCGAACGAACUCCCCCAAGACCAUUGAGGGAUCCUCGUGGGUCCUCUUUGACAAGAGAGGCGGGACGAUCUUCGCGACGUGAUUCCAUGAGCCAAGAAGCUUCACAUAGGCGUCAUUCUUCACCUGUUAAAGAUAAAAGGAGGGAAUAUGUUUGCAAGGUACAUGGUUCCUGUUUGGUAGACAUAGAUAGAGACUAUUCAUCAUUGGAUAAGAGGUAUCCCAGACUCUUUGUGUCACCAGAGCUUUCCAAGGUUGUUGUUAACUGGCCAAAGGAGAACCUUAAACUUUCAUUACAUACUCCUGUGAGUUUUGAGCAUGAUUUUGUUGAAGAUGAAAAGGUUUUAGAAUCGAAGGAUGUCUCCAGCAAGCUUCUGGGACAUCAUCCUGUUAAAUCGGAGAAUGGUUGCAGAGUGUGGAAUGCGAAGCUAAUUUUAAUGAGUGGAGUAAGCAAGAGUGCUUUCGAGGAGCUGUCAUCUGCGAAGUUUUCUGAUGAUCGUCCAGCCCAUAUUUGUAACAUCCUUAGGUUUGCAUUGCUGAAAAAGGAUCGUGCUUUCAUGGCAAUUGGUGGUCCCUGGGAUCCUGUUGAUGGUGGUGACCCAGCAGUUGAUGAUUCUCCUUUAAUUCAAACAGCACUUAGAUAUGCGAAGGAUAUAACUCAACUUGAUCUGCGGAACUGUCGUCACUGGAAUCGUUUUCUCGAGAUACACUAUGACAGAUUUGGAAAGGAUGGCACUUUUAGCCACAAAGAGGUCACUGUUCUAUUUGUUCCAGACUUGUCCGAAUGUCUUCCUUCAAUUGAUACAUGGCGGAAUCAAUGGCUUGCUCACAAGAAAGCUGUUGCCGAGAGGGAGCGUGAGCUUUCUUUGAGAAAGGAGAGAACUGGAGAAAAGAAGGAAGGCUCAAAAGACAAGGGACAGGACUCUGCCAAAGAUACUAAGAAAGUUACCAAACCGGAUGCGGUGAAGACAUCUGCUGCUGCUUCUAGUGCCAACAAAAGGGAGAAAGACGGAAAUGAUUCCAAAGACAAAAUGGUUGCUGAGAAGGAUGCCGACUAUGAUAUAUCUGGGAAAGAAUUUGGAAAUGAUGUUGGGAAUAAAGCGAAGGAUGAUACUGAGAAGGAAACCAAGGUUGAAUCUUCAAGUACUAAGACAGCUGCUGGUGUAAGGCCAGGAAAGAAGAAAAUAAUUAAAAGGAUUGUUAAGAGGAAAGCAGUUGCUAUGUCGGUUGAUACUGCCAAUGCCGCAACAGGCGAUAUGCCAAGUGGGACGGAUGUUGGAGAGAAACCUGCUGAAAGUGAAGAUAAGGGCCCGCAGCCUGAAGGGAAGGGUGAGGUGGUGAUACCUCAGUCUAUUCAGGGUAAACCCAAGGAUACGCUGGAUCCCAACGUGGGGACAGGAUCACCUGUUAGUGUCAAAACAGCUGUGAAGAAGAAAAUUAUCAAGAGAGUGCUUAAGAGGAAGCUCACCAACAAGGAAGCUACUGAGGGAACUGUUGGGACUACUUCAGUGGAAGAGAAGACGGUAGCUCAAGUAGUUAAGGAAGUAGAAAAUGCAGGGAAUCAAGUAUCAGCAGAGAUUGAGAAUGACGAGGUUAAAGAGUUAAAGGAGAUGGCAACUCCUACUCGAUCGUUGAAAUCACCAGAGAAUAAAGCAAGUUUGCCAAAGCCAACCAAUAAAACAGAUAGCAAGGCAAUAAAGGAAGACAAGGACGAAAAGAAACUCGAAGGGAAAAAUGGAAUAGGCAAUAGAGCUGAUGGUAAGGCUGACAAGCAGAAGGGUGGUGAGAAGGAUAUUCAUACUGCUGCCAAAAAAGGGAGAUCAGUGGAUGGGGAGAAAACAAAUGACAAAGAUGGGAAAAGUGAGACAAGGAGUAAAUCUCCUAAAGAAGUGAAAGAGAAGAGAAAGUGUGAAGACCCUCCUAAACACCCUGGAUUCAUUUUGCAAACAAAAUGCGACAAACAAACUAUGUUGUACUCAUUGUCACUUUCUUUUGACUCGCUUUUGGAUUAUACGGACAAGGACACCGAUGAAUCAACAGUGGAGCUUUCUUUAUUUGCGGAGUCCCUACAUGAAAUGCUUCAGUAUCAAAUGGGUUGCCGUCUAUUAGCAUUCCUUCAGAAACUACGCAAAAAAUUUGUUGCGAAAAGGUAUGAACGGAAAAGGCGGAUUGAGGAAAAUGAUGCAAAGGACAAAGAUGGAAAAUCCUCGACAAAGCGCCUUAAACCCAGUGAGGCUACUUUGAAGAAUGAAUCUGAUGCUGAAAGGUUGAAUGCAACAAAUCAACCUGAUCAACAAAAAGAUAAAGAGGAGGAUGCUUCUGCUCCGAAAAAUGAGGUAAAGCCUCAAGAUGACACAGAUGAAUAUGAAGAAGAUCCUGAAGAAGAUCCUGAACUACCUGAAGACGAUGAUGAAGAAACGGAGGAUCCUGAGCCGAAUAUGAUUACUGAGAACAACAAAGAGGAAUCAAAAACUACUACUGCUGAUGGUGCUGCUCAUGGAGUGUUGGCUGUCAAUGAAACUGGUGGUAGCGUUGGUGACACGAAGAAAAUUAUGGAUGCCAAAGACAAGUCUGAGUUGUAUUCUACGACUGAGGAAGGAGGUGCAGAAAUAAUGCAGAAGGGGAAUAAAGGGAAAGAUUCUUCUGCUCCGAAGGAGCCAGUGAUUGUUGAUAAGGAGCUGCUGCAGGCUUUCAGGUUUUUUGAUCGGAAUAGGGCUGGGUUUGUUAGGGUAGAAGACAUGAGGGUAAUCAUCCAUACUCUGGGGAAGUUCCUUUCUCACCGAGAAGUGAAGGAACUUGUUCAAAAUGCAUUGCUGGAGAGCAACACCGGGAGGGAUGACAGGAUCCUUUAUCCCAAGCUGGUGAAGAUGAACCUGUCUUAG